AUGUUUCUCAAACGAAAGCAGUUAAAACCUUCUUCCAUUCUUCAUCCACAAGAAGAGGAUGAAAAUGACCAUUCGGAAGAAGUCAUAGAGGAUGAACAAGAAGAAAAUAAUGAAGAGGAAGAAGAAGAAGAGGAUUUUGAAGCGGAAUUAUAUAAUGAUGCUGAACAAGAGGAUCCGAACGAUCAAGAGAGCAGCGAUGUCUCGGAGCCUUCGGAGGAUGAAGAGGAUGAAAAAACUCUAUCAUUUGCUGAAAGAUUGGCUCUAAGUAAAUUGAAAGAAAAUAACAAUCAUCAUAACAAACGAAAUAACAAUCGAAAUUCAUCAUCAAAUUUGUUGAACUCUUCGGAAGAUGAGGAACAACAAUUCAAGAGAAGAAAACGAAGAGAAAAAAUCACAAAAGAUCCUCCAGUGAUAGAGAAAAAGAAUAAGAAUGCUCCAAAGGAAGUGAGUGCAAAAAUCAAACCAACUACAAUUCCUGAUAUUGCUUCACGAUUGGGAUUUGUGAAAAAGAAGAGUCAUGAUCCUAGAUUUGACCCUAAAGCAUCAAGUAAUAUUGAUCAUCAAAGUUUUAAACAGUUUGCACGAAACUAUGCACAUGUGUUUGAGAAAUUGAAAGAUGACAUUGAAGAAUUAAAGGAACAGUUGAGAGACAAGACUCUCUCACACGAAGAAAAACUUGAAAUUCAAAGAGAAAUUUCCAAAUUACAAACACGCCACAAAAAGAUUGAAUCACAACAAGCAGCCUCAGAAAUUAGAGAUCAAUUCUAUCAAAGAGAAAAGAAAUUAAUUGCAGAGAAAGGAAAGAAAGCAUUCUUCUUAAAAGACUCGGAUGUGAAAAAGAUUCUCAAGCAACGAAAAAUGGAUUCUCUCAAAAAGUCAGGCAAGAUGAACAAGUAUCUUAAAAAGAGCAAACGAAAGGAUAAGAGUAAGGUUUCUUCUCUCAUGCCCACCCAACGUGCUUCUCAUGAAUAA
This is a messenger RNA of Naegleria fowleri, 972 nucleotides long. RefSeq lists its product as uncharacterized. Gene Ontology annotation, cellular component: nucleolus; 90S preribosome. The transcript has a single exon. Bases 1 to 972 code for a protein of 323 amino acids. The record is from RefSeq and is a predicted model, not a curated record. Gene Ontology annotation, biological process: maturation of SSU-rRNA from tricistronic rRNA transcript (SSU-rRNA, 5.8S rRNA, LSU-rRNA). NCBI's taxonomy places the organism in Eukaryota, Heterolobosea, Eutetramitea, Acrasida, Naegleriidae.